UCCUUCAAGAGUCACUCUCAACUUAUCUGUCUAUAAAGCCUAUAAAAAAAACUGUUUUCAUGUAUUUCUUAACACUUCAGAAUGUUAUUCUUAUUAAGUGAGGGUCAUUUUUUAGUUUUUUUUACUCAAGCAAAGUCUCUGAGAACCUGACACAUUGAACUUCUGAAGACUCCAGUGCUCACACACUUGCGCCUCACAUAUAUACACAGACACGCGCGCUGCGGAUUGGCUCUGUUGCAGGGUUUCCAGGUGUGAUGGCAGACACGGCCGUUCAGAUGACCACAGUCGGAGAUAAGAACAACAAUGUGUCCAGGACAAAAGUGUCCACCAGAAUGUCCUCCUCAUCGCCCAGACGAGGAGCGACCAUGAGCUUCCACAACAUCAACUACAGUGUGAAGAUGAAGAGCGGCUUCAUCUGCAAGAGGAAGGUUACAAAGAAGAACAUCCUGAUUGAGCUCAAUGGUAUCAUGAGGCCGGGACUGAACGCCAUAUUAGGAGUCACCGGCAGCGGGAAAUCAUCGUUUCUGGACGUUCUGGCCGCUCGUAAGGAUCCUUCUGGUCUCUCUGGAGAGGUUCUUAUAGACGGAGCUCCACAACCUCCAAACUUCAAAUGUCUGUCUGGAUACGUAGUGCAGGAUGACGUGGUCAUGGGGACGCUGACGGUUCGUGAGAAUCUGCGUUUCUCAGCGGCUUUACGACUCCCGAAUUCGAUCCAUCAGAGAGAAAAAGAUGAGAAGGUUGAGAGACUCAUUCAGGAGCUGGGAUUGAGCAAAGUGGCCGAUUCACGGGUGGGCACGCAGCUGAUUCGUGGCAUUUCAGGCGGAGAGAGGAAGAGGACGAGCAUCGGCAUGGAGCUGAUCAUUGAUCCGCCGGUGCUUUUCCUGGACGAACCCACCACCGGCCUGGACGCCAGUACAGCCAACUCCGUCCUCAUGCUGCUCAAGAGAAUGGCGAACAGCGGUCGCACCAUCAUCCUGUCCAUCCAUCAGCCGCGCUACUCCAUCUACCGGCUGUUUGACAGCCUCACGCUGCUGGUGGGAGGAAGGAUGGUGUAUCACGGGCCGGCUCAGGUUGCCCUGAACUACUUCAGUCAGAUCGGAUACAUCUGUGAACCUCAUAACAACCCUGCUGAUUUCUUCCUGGAUGUGAUCAAUGGAGAAUCCACUGCUGUCGCUCUCAACAAGUUAUACGACAAUAAGGAACUGGACCAGGAGCAGCUGAGUUUGUCCCUCAAGGGCAUCGAGGAUCGUUUGGUGGAGGAAUACAAGAACAGCAUCAACUACAAACGGACCAAAAGCGAGCUGAAGCGAAUCAUUAAGGGACAGGACUACAGCACACGGCCCAAAUCCAGAACGGUCACAUACAGCACGUCCUUCUGCCACCAGUUCCACUGGGUCUUCAAGAGAACCAUCAAGAACCUCAUGCUGAACCCACAGACCUCAGUCGCUCAGGUUGGGGUGAUGAUUUUGCUGGCUCUGGUUGUUGGAGCCAUAUUUUUUGGAGUGAAGGAGAAUUCAAGUGGCAUUCAGAACAGGAUGGGUGCGCUUUUCUUCAUCAGCUCAAAUCAGUGUUUCAGCACUAUGUCCUCAGCCGAACUCUUCAUCAUUGAGAGGAAACUGUUUGUGCAUGAAUACAUCAGCGGCUACUACAGAGUGUCAGUGUACUUCCUGUCGAAGGUCCUGUCUGAUGUCCUGUUUCUGCGCACCAUCCCCGGCAUCAUCUUCAGCUGCGUGAUCUACUGGAUGAUCGGACUGAAAGCGACGGCCGAGGCGUUCUUCAUCUUCCUGUUCUCCAUCGUUCUGGUGUCGUACGCAGCCACGUCUAUGACUCUGGCCAUCUCUGCUGAUCAGACGGUGGUGACCAUCGCUAACAUCUUCAUUAACAACAUAUUUGUGUUUAUGAUGAUCUUCUCAGGGCUGCUGGUGAAUCUCCCCAGUGUUGCUGACUGGUUGAACUGGCUGAAGUAUCUCAGUAUUCCUCGUUACGGUCUCGCUGCUGUGGAAAUCAAUGAGUUCACCAGCCUCAUCUUUUGCGACACGAGGAACACAAGCGGCAUAGAAAAACGAGUCUGUUCGACAGGCGAGGGCUUUCUGAACGAACAGGGCGUUGAUUACUCAACCUGGGGUUUGUGGCAGAAUCAUUUGGCUCUGGGAAUCAUGACCCUCAUCUUCCUCAUCAUCACUUACCUCAAGUUGCGCUUCAUCAAGAAAUUCACCUAAACACAAGCUCAUUGGCUGUGUUCCAAAUCGCAUACUCUCUUGAGCAGGUACUUUUUUGAAUAAGUCAUUACUCAACAACUGCAAAAAAAGAAUGUUCUAUAUAGAAUGAAUGUAAUCUGGAUGUACUGCAUUCGCCUUACUGUCAUUGUCACGUGACCUAGCAGCAUCAGUUGCGUCGUGUCACUGCCGUUAAUAAAUCCUCUCCUGCGGCCUUAUGGGAUAUUAAAGAGUCUAUCGCAUGCACACUUCAGAUUCACAUUGGAAGUAUAGGUUAUCUAAAAAGUUUUUGCCUGCUCUUUUAUGAGUACUGUGAAUUCAGACAUACUUUCUGUCAGCAUAAUCUGUCAAUAUAAUCUGUUCAAUCAUAAUUUCUUUCAAAAUUAAUGUAACAGUACAAUAUGGCAAUAUGGAGUCACUUCAGUUUGAUACCCUUUAAGUUUGUUUUGUUUGCUAUACAUGUUUUUCUGUGUUACUGCAAACUUUCAUUUAUGCUUUUUUUCAUAAGAAAUACAUAUUUUUGUACUUUUCAGGACACCAACAUGUAAUAAAAACAAAUGUUCAGAU
This is a messenger RNA of Labeo rohita (rohu), 2783 nucleotides long. Its product is annotated as broad substrate specificity ATP-binding cassette transporter ABCG2-like. The record is from RefSeq and is a predicted model, not a curated record. Bases 255 to 2219 code for a protein of 654 amino acids. The transcript has 17 exons. NCBI's taxonomy places the organism in Eukaryota, Metazoa, Chordata, Actinopteri, Cypriniformes, Cyprinidae. Gene Ontology annotation, cellular component: plasma membrane. Gene Ontology annotation, molecular function: ATP hydrolysis activity; ABC-type transporter activity; ATP binding.